AUGGACUUCCCCUUGACGCAGAAAGGCGGCCGAGAAUAUCUGAUAGAAGCAUUGGAAACCUUUGACAUAAAGACGGAGAGUGAUGCACACUGCCGACGCUUCCGGCAAUUCUGCUACCACGAGGUGGAUGGGCCCCGAGAGGGUUGCAGCCAGCUCCAUGGACUUUGCAGCCAGUGGCUGAAGCCAGAGAAGUGCACCAAGGAGGAGAUUCUGGACCUGGUGAUCCUGGAGCAGUUCCUGACUAUCCUGCCUCAGGAAAUGCAGUGCUGGAUGUGGGCACCAUCCGUGAAGACAGAAGAUGCAUUCCCUGAGGCAGAAGGAGGUUCCUUGGAGCAAGGACAGAGGGCGCAGGCCCAGGAGCGUGCCCAAGAUGCCUUCUCCUGUGCGAAAGAAGCCAGAAGUAUAAGGGAGACUUUGGUCCUGACAGACAAUGACCUCGCAUCCAAAGAAAGGCUGGAGAGUUUCUCAAAAGGAUCCCAAGGGCAUAUUUCCUUCCCAUCUGAGCAGGCUGAGAGUGAAUUCAGUCAGAGCGGCGUUCUUCAAUACCAUCAGAGAACCCACACAGGGGAGAAGCCUUUUGAAUGCUUAGAGUGUGGAAAGAGAUUCAGUGGGAGUGGCGGUCUGCAAUACCAUCAGAGAACACACACAGGCGAGAAGCCUUUUGAAUGCUUAGAGUGUGGAAAGAGAUUCAGUGGGAGUGGUAGUCUUCAAAUGCAUCAGAGAACUCACACAGGGGAGAAACCAUAUGAAUGCUCAGUGUGUGGAAAGAGAUUUAGUGAGAAAGGCAGUCUUCACAAGCAUGGAAGAAGUCACACAGGGGAGAAACCUUUUGAAUGCUCACAGUGUGGAAAGAGAUUCAGUCGCAGCGGCACUCUUCAACAGCAUCAGAAAACCCACACAGGGGAGAAACCUUUUGAAUGCUCAGAGUGUGGAAAGAGAUUCAGUCGGAGUACCCAUCUUCAACGGCAUCACAGAACGCACACAAGGGAGAAACCUCUUUAA
Messenger RNA from Gekko japonicus, 1002 nucleotides. RefSeq names its product zinc finger protein with KRAB and SCAN domains 7-like. Gene Ontology annotation, biological process: regulation of transcription by RNA polymerase II. Gene Ontology annotation, cellular component: transcription regulator complex; PcG protein complex. Gene Ontology annotation, molecular function: DNA-binding transcription factor activity, RNA polymerase II-specific; RNA polymerase II cis-regulatory region sequence-specific DNA binding. The transcript has 6 exons. The coding region runs from base 1 to 1002 and encodes 333 amino acids. The record is from RefSeq and is a predicted model, not a curated record. NCBI's taxonomy places the organism in Eukaryota, Metazoa, Chordata, Lepidosauria, Squamata, Gekkonidae.